This is a messenger RNA of Didymodactylos carnosus, 673 nucleotides long. The record is from the annotation of a GenBank genome assembly. Lineage: Eukaryota; Metazoa; Rotifera; Eurotatoria; Philodinida; Philodinidae.
AAAGCGUUUCUCAAAUUCUGAACAUUGGCACGCCGGUGGUACAUUCAAAGUUGCACCACAACUUUUUUACCAGUUAUAUGUAAUACAUGGUUUUAUUCGUGAACGUACUCUACCACUGGUAUAUGCUCUUCUUCCUGGUAAAUCUGAAGCAGUUUAUGGUGAACUGUUUAAUGAUUUAUUAAAACAUGUAACUAGACAUCCGAACUCAAUUACAAUUGAUUUUGAGGAAGCCGUUGAGAAUAUUAUUAAACAAAAAUUACCAACAACAACAAUUAGCGGAUGCUUUUUCCAUUUUAAACAAUCUUUAUGGAGAAAAAUACAAGAUUUAGGCCAGCCACAACCAUUCAUUACUGAUCGUGAACUUCGUCAUUACUUAAAAAAUUUUGCUUGCUUAGCAUUUGUACCCGAAGCUUUUGUUGCAGAAGAAUUUGAGAAAUUCCAACAUGAAUCUCCUGACUCGAUAAGUGAUCAAAAGCUUCCGCGUACCAAUAAUUCUUCAAAAGGAUGGCACCAUGCACUUAAAAAUUCGGCUCGUAUAAACCCAUCUAUUUACGAAUCUAUUGAAGAUCUUCAAAUGGAACAACAUGCUAAUUUAAUUAUGACCGAGAAGCUAAAUGCUGGACUUGUAAAAUUGACAAAACGUACAACUACAGCAGUUAAUUACUACGUUUGA